CACAGACUUUACUGUUGAUUCUACUGGUUCUUGUCGAUUUCGUAGACCAUACAAUACCAUUUACCUGCAAGUGGUGUAAAGCUAUGGCUCUUGAAGGAAGGAACACAGUGGAAUCCAUUCGCGUUAAUUGUCCUUCGAAAUCAACUUCAGCAUCUUCGUCGUCUUCCUCGCCGCCGAGGCCUCAAAACUGCUUUGGGGUUCCGUCGAUGGAUUGCCGUUCUUCUGAGUUCAUGUUGCAGAAUAACUGCAACUUUAAGCGCAGCGCUGCUCCUGUUCGCUUUAUGUACUUCAAUCCCGACGGUUCCUGGGUGGAUUUCCCCAGCGAAGUGCUCGGUUCCCUGAAAUCCGCUUUUGUGGAGGGCAAGCCUAUGGUUGACUUGUUAAUUAGUGGCUCCAGGUAUCUUUUUGAUUUCCUGCGCAUGUUGCAAACUGAUUUUGAGUCCGGCUUUCAGCGAUCGAUUGCGUGGAUUGAUGAGAAAGGGAAGUGUUUUUUCCCCAAAACGUUUGUCGGUGAGGAUUUUGAUGGUAGGCUGGAGAAAUCGGAGAAUCCGAAAAUUGAAAUUGAGAUUCGGAUAGAUAAUAAUCCAAUUAAGCGAAAGAGAGAUGGAUUGGUUAAAGAAGAGCCCGAGGUGAGUUCGUCGAUGCAGCAACAGCAGGAGGAUGCUUCGAAACGGCAGCGUUUGCACCUUCCCGAUGCGGAGACAUCUAGAUGGCCAAAUGCUCGGUUAUUGACGGAAGGCGAAAAAGCUUAUUCAACGGUUAGGGAUCAUUUUUUGCCUGGGAUAAGGAAAGUUGAUCAUGGUGCUACAAUUACCGCCAUUUAUCAAUUCACGCGCAACGGUCAUUUGGAGAAGGCGCGUUAUGAAGUGUUCCAGAAGCAGAUUGAGAUCACAAAAGCUGCGCGUGGCGUUUCUAAUACUGUAUAUGCUUGGCAUGGCGCAUCGGCGAAAGGUGUGGAGAGUAUUUUAGCGCAUGGGUUUGCGGUACCUGGUAAGGUUUCCGGGCCUGAAUGUUAUGGGGUCGGUGUUUAUCUGUCUCCCUUGGGAUUGCCCUAUAUGAGUGCAAAGUUAUCGGAGAUGGACGGUAACGGCGAAAAACAUCUUAUACUGUGUAGAGUUAUCUUGGGUAAUGUUGAGAAAGUGGAGGUGGGGUCGCAACAAUAUUAUCCCUCUAAACUUGAAUUUGAUACCGGUGCUGAUGAUCUCAACAAUCCCAAGUGGUAUAUUGUUUGGUCAAGCAAUAUGAACAGACACAUUAUCCCCGAGUUUGUUGUGAGCUACAAAUCUUCUCGUCAAGUGCAAGGUCAAGUAAAAGGACCCACUUGUGUGAAAUAUUCCCUUGAGAAUUUAUUUUGGAAGAUGAGGAAUUUGCUCCCUCGCACCAAGAUUCGGGAAGUGGUGACGUUGUAUGAUACUUACAGAGGGGGUAAGUUGGCCAGAGAUGUGUUCAUAAAGCAGUUGCGAUUGAUUGCUGGGGAUGAGGUGCUGCUAUCCACUAUUAGGGAAAUUAAUACAGAAUGAGGUUUUCUGGGUUUUAUUUUCUGCCCCUUCAUUUGGACGAAUAAGUGCUAGGAUUUCAAUUAACAACAGAAGGCUAUCAUAUGAAAUAGCAAAAUAUUCCAUGCAUCCCAAAGCAGGCCUCUCUCUUCCCAAAAAAUGUAGUGGACAAAAGGAACAUCUUCAUUUUUUUUUUCCCCAAUAUAAUGUAGUAGCUAUGGCUUUAAGUAAUUGGAAAAGGUUUUAGUGAUUAUCAUUUGAUUACAACCUUACUAUAUGACAAUCUGAUGCUGAAACCUAGCGUGGUGCAUAAAUGUGAUAUUAUAAAGCUGACAUUGAGAGCUUAUUGUGUUCCAAAUCGUGGUGCAUUUUAUUUGGAACCUUGUGGAGUGAGCAUUUAGAGUGGGAAGGCCCUUUAGAUUUGAGUUCUGUGGUGCAGUGGUAAUGAUUUUUUGGGCUGCUUCGAUGCCACUAUUGUUUUAAGUUAUACUUUUGAAAUUUGUGCUGGGCAUGGCAUAAGUUUGAAUUAGUGCAUGGAUAAUUUCAUUUUACUGUAUUCUCUCUCUUCCUAUCUUUCUUACACACAGAGAGACACACAAACAUAACAUGAAUGUCCCCCACCUUGUGUUUUUAUUAUUUGGUCGAGAGAUAAUGCCAUAUGGUUGUCUCUUACUAAUUUCAUUGUGAACAUCAUUCAAGCUAAAUAUUUCUAAGAUUAUUAUGAACAGGCUGUGAUGCUUGAGAACAAGGAUAGCAUGAGUUACUUGAUUGUAAUUAGAAAGAGAAGGGAAAGGUUCUAAAUAGUAUCUUAUUGCAAGUUCCUUUGCCUAUUGCAAUAUUAAUUUUAGCAAUUACCUGCUGAAAAAGAAGGAAAAAAAUCACUGACAUAAUUAAUCUUUUUUAUGCUGUGGCAACAAGGAGGAUUUGGAUAGCAAAAUAUUUGACACACUGGCAGUUGGUUCUGUGAUUUCAAUUGGUGGUCACUACUGUUAGUAUACUUUGACACGUUAGGUGAGGUUAUUGAUGCUUACAUGCAUCAUGUUUCUGGGAAGAGUUGUGGUUGUGAACUGAAGAAGCAGGAAGCAAGCAAUUUGUGACUGCGGCAUGCAAAGAGUGACCAUCUUUUUGUGUGCUUACAAGAUAAUGUGCAAUGGAAUAUCAUUUUUGGCGCUGUGAUUUUUGCAUUCUGGUUUGAUGAACUUUCAUGUUAGCAGAAUGACAGCAGCAUUGCAGCCUGAGGUAUGUUGAGGGUAGUAUAUGGGUUUUGGAACCUAGCAAGAUAACUGGUUUUGGAGUCCGUUGGUUUGUAUGCUAUGAUAAUACGUAUAUUGAAAUUUAGUCUCCAUUUAUAUAAUUUAUUCUAUUUCAGGCAAUAUUAGGAGAGGCUAAUGUACAUUCGUGAUUGAGCCUUGGAGGUCAUUAGAUCAAGGUAAAGCGGGGGCUGUAAAAAGUUUUUUUAUUAUCCGGUUUUCAAUUUCAUUGAUGUAAGAAAAUAUCAGAAAUAUAUAUGGCCUUGUGCAUUUCUAUGAA
Molecule: messenger RNA, 3026 nt
Organism: Manihot esculenta (cassava)
Lineage: Eukaryota; Viridiplantae; Streptophyta; Magnoliopsida; Malpighiales; Euphorbiaceae
Product: probable inactive poly [ADP-ribose] polymerase SRO3
Exons: 4
Coding region: 84-1520 (478 amino acids)
Molecular function (GO): NAD+ poly-ADP-ribosyltransferase activity
Source: RefSeq, a predicted model, not a curated record